AUGCUGCCUCCGCCAAUCGACCCCACGACAGUCAUCCAUCUCGCGGCCCUGUGGAAUUGGAACAGACUGCAGCGAACGAUCGAACGUCGAGUCUACAUCCGAGCCAAACGGGUGGCAUUCAUCUGCCCCGAGCGCUGGGAGCCAUGGAACGAUGACCGGCUACCUCCGGUGCGAUUCCUUGAAUAUUUCAGAAUGUCCCGGGCCAAUUUUGCAUGGCUUUGUGAAGAGCUGCGGGGGACUUUGGACCAGGAUCACCUCCGCCGGGGAGCUCCUUUAACCGUCGAGGCGCAAGUUGCGGCUCUCCCGCUGUUACUGAUCAUCCAUUAUCAACGCCUCGGAGGCGUCCCCAACCUGCAGGGCAGCCACAGCGCCGCGAGUGACGCCUAG
This is a messenger RNA of Puccinia graminis f. sp. tritici CRL 75-36-700-3, 387 nucleotides long. RefSeq lists its product as uncharacterized. Lineage: Eukaryota; Fungi; Basidiomycota; Pucciniomycetes; Pucciniales; Pucciniaceae. The transcript has 2 exons. Bases 1 to 387 code for a protein of 128 amino acids. The record is from RefSeq and is a predicted model, not a curated record.